Oryzias latipes (Japanese medaka) is the source of this 4406-nucleotide messenger RNA. It is a transcript of the gene kat2b, whose product is annotated as K(lysine) acetyltransferase 2B. Gene Ontology annotation, biological process: positive regulation of transcription by RNA polymerase II; chromatin remodeling. Gene Ontology annotation, molecular function: histone H3 acetyltransferase activity; protein binding. NCBI's taxonomy places the organism in Eukaryota, Metazoa, Chordata, Actinopteri, Beloniformes, Adrianichthyidae. Gene Ontology annotation, cellular component: nucleus; ATAC complex. The record is from RefSeq and is a predicted model, not a curated record.
UGUGAAUCAAGAGCAGACGAAAGAAUGCAGUCUGAAAAAGGUUUUAGUUGGGAUGUAGAAAUUACACUGUGCGGGCGAAAUGCUCCGUGAUCUCCCCCCCAUUCUGAUGCAUCCAUUUGUAGACGACUUGUACAUCUUCGUUUUCUUUAUCCGAGCUAGCGUCUGGCACAAAACUCUUCAGAAGGAUAGUUCUGAUAUUGCUUGACAUUUUUGUUGCACUGUUAACGUUAACUCUGGGUUGUGAGGGGCUGUGAGCUAGUGGGAGACAGUGUAAACGGAGAACUCUCAACAAAGGGGAGGGGAAGGGAGGUGGGGUUGCUACACGCCAAUGUUUUCUGCCUAGAAAAUGACCCGUUUUUUAAAAUUUUGCCUAAAAUCGUAACUGGGAACGCUUUUAUAAUUUAUCAAAAAUAAUCGGAGUUGGUCUUCAAAUAAUUCCAAUGGGAGGAGGAGAUGAACAUUGGCAAUUGUAUCGAUUUAAUCAUUCUGGCAAAAUUACAAAGCCGUUUUGGAAAAAGUGUUGAUUAAAGACAGAAGACGGGGUCGCCAACAGUUGCGGUGGUAGGCCCUCUUUUGGAAUGUCCCAUCUUCUAGUCUUUACCUAAAGCAUACAUAGCUCAUUAUUGGUAUCAUCAAAACUAAAUAAAAUAGGCUGAGGGGCCCUGUAAAUGUAAUGGCUGGAAAAGCCAGAACCCCCCUCCCACACCCCCCCAAACCGACCAGCAGACCAACACAGUGAACCUACAGGAGCCCUGCCGCAGCUGCUCCCACACUCUGGGCGAUCACGUGAGCCAUCUAGAAAAUAUAUCGGAAGAGGAAAUGAACCGACUCCUAGGUGUCGUCCUGGACGUGGAAUACCUGUACACGUGUGUCCACAAAGAGGAGGAUGCUGACACUAAACAAGUCUACUUUUCACUGUUUAAGCUUUUAAGGAAAUCCAUCUUGCAGAUGGGUAAACCGAUGUUGGAAGCACAAGAGAGUCCUCCUUUUGAAAAACCCAGCAUUGAACAGGGAGUGAACAACUUUGUCCAGUACAAAUUUAGCCAUCUACCAUCAAAAGAGCGUCAAACCAUCAUGGAGCUGGCGAAGAUGUUUCUUAACCAAAUCAACUACUGGCAGCUGGAAACACCGUCUCAAAGGCGCCAGAGGGUUCCGAACGAGGAAACGGCGGGAUACAAAGUCAACUACACCAGGUGGCUGUGCUACUGCAAUGUGCCCCAGUUCUGCGACAGCCUGCCGCGGUACGAAACCACCCAGAUCUUCGGUCGGACGCUGUUGCGUUCUGUGUUCACCAUCAUGAGGAAGCAGCUGCUGGAGCAGGCCAGGCAGGAGAAGGACAAGCUGCCCCCAGAGAAGCGCACGCUCAUUCUGACACACUUUCCAAAGUUCUUGUCGAUGUUGGAGGAGGAGGUGUACAGUCACAGCUCUCCUAUCUGGAGUCUGGAGUUUUUGGCAGGAACUACAGGCGGGCAGAUUCCCGUUCAGACUGUGAUCAGCGCACCCCCAGUGACGAGGUCACUGUACUACAGCGCCAGUCCGGUUUCGGUGGAGCCAUCCACAUGCGGAAGCGUCAGUCCUGCCAGGAAACCCAACCCUACUUUGGAGUCGAACCCAGUCGUAGUGGGAGAAAAACGCAAAGCCUCUGAACCCCUUCACCACGAAGAAAACAAAAGACCACGGGUGAUGGGUGACAUCCCCAUGGAUCUCAUCAACGAAGUCAUGGCGACCAUCACCGACCCUGCCACCAUUCCAGAGACAAGUCUACUGUCUGCUCAUUCGGCUCGUGACGAAGCUGCGCGCCUUGAGGAGCGGCGAGGAGUGAUUGAGUUCCACGUCAUCGGGAACUCGCUGAACCAAAAGCCCAACAAAAGGAUCUUGAUGUGGCUGGUGGGGCUUCAGAAUGUGUUCUCGCACCAGCUGCCCCGCAUGCCCAAAGAGUACAUCACACGGCUGGUGUUUGACCCGAAGCACAAGACGCUGUCAUUAAUCAAGGACGGGCGUGUGAUUGGAGGAAUCUGCUUCCGGAUGUUUCCGUCGCAGGGUUUCACAGAGAUCGUCUUUUGUGCGGUCACAUCUAACGAACAAGUUAAAGGCUACGGAACCCACCUGAUGAACCACCUGAAGGAAUACCACAUUAAGCAUGAAAUUCUCAACUUCCUCACGUAUGCCGACGAGUACGCCAUCGGGUACUUUAAGAAACAGGGUUUUUCAAAGGACAUCAAAGUUCCCAAGUCGAAGUAUGUGGGCUACAUCAAGGACUACGAAGGAGCCACGCUCAUGGGCUGUGAACUCAAUCCCAGCAUCCCGUACACCGAGUUCUCGGUGAUCAUCAAAAAGCAGAAGGAGAUCAUUAAGAAGCUGAUCGAAAGGAAGCAGGCUCAGAUCAGAAAGGUCUACCCAGGACUGUCCUGUUUUAAGGACGGAGUCCGGCAGAUUCCCAUCGAGAGCAUUCCUGGCAUACGCGAAACUGGAUGGAAGCCUGCAGGUAAAGGGAAGGAACUGAAGGAUCCAGAGCAACUGUACACCACUCUGAAGUCCAUCCUCCAGCAUGUGAAGAGCCACCAAAACGCCUGGCCCUUCAUGGAACCCGUGAAGAAAACAGAGGCACCGGGUUACUACCAAGUCAUUCGCUUUCCCAUGGACCUGAAAACCAUGAGCGAGCGCCUGAAGAGCAGGUACUACACCACGCGCAAGCUGUUCAUGGCCGACAUGCAGCGCAUCUUCACCAACUGCCGGGAAUACAACCCACCGGAAAGCGAGUACUACAAGUGCGCUAACCUACUGGAGAAAUUCUUCUACGGCAAGAUCAAGGAAGCAGGUCUCAUUGAGAAGUAGAUGACGGGGAAGCUGCUUCCCCUUUGAGAAGGGUGGGGGACGUCCCAAAAAGGUAGAACUACUGAGGAACAUCUCGUGAUCUCCAAUCAGCAAAUCCUUGAUAAGUACCUUUAUUUUGAAAGGCAAAGAAAUACUCUUAAAGGUAUUAAGUCUUUUUUGUGUUUGGAUGAACAAAUAGGACUUAUUUAAAGGUCUUGUAACACAGCCUCUACGUACAUUUUGCGAAUUUUCCCUGUAUGAAAUUUUGGUCUUUCGUGAUACAUGCGUGAUAUAGUCAUUCACAAGUGUUUCUUGUGUUUUUCAUUCAUGUGCGCAGCCGGUCGAGGGUUUCACGCGAAUUUGGUGUUGAGCCGUUCAAAACUUUUGGUCGGUUUAGAAUUAAGCAGUUUGUGUGAUUUGCGUUCAUACGCAUUACAUAAACCGUACACAAUUGUGUGUGAUUUUUGCAAGAUGCACAUGCAUAUUUGUAGCUUUCCACAAAACGUUCCACGUAUGUCUAACGGACUUUUCACAUGAACCACGAUGUGUGACUUUUAAAUUGCGUAUACAGCACAUAUAUCACGUUAAAAUUAUGUAACUGACGCACAAAUUUUGGGCCAGCUUUGGCUUUUGCGCUGAUUUAUGUGUUCUUUGCGUGGUUUAUUCGUACUUCUUUCGUGGUUUUAACGUGGUUCAUUCUUGAUACAUCUGUGAACAUUUCACAUAAAGACCACUACUUGCACAUUUACUCACGUAUGACCAUUUUUCAUCCAUGCAAUAUGCGCUAAAUGUACGUAGUGGCUGUGACACCACCUUAACAGAGAAGUGCUGUUGUCGUCCAUAUUUGACACUAAAAAGGCAGCAGAAAAUGACUAAAAUAUUGUUUUUUUUACACUGCCUAUUACACUCACUUGACUCAGGUAAAGCAGUCACGUGAAGGACCUUUUUUCUGUGUGGAAACGGCGGUCAAAGUGUUUAACCGUGAAGUAAAGUUGAUGUACAGCAGCACUAAGGUCAAAAUCUACGAGUUCAUUUUGCCAAUUACAGGAAAUCAUAACUGAAGAUGUACAGAUUGUAAUGAAUUGUAAGCACUUAUGCCAUCUGUAUAUUUUAAAUAUAUAUAUAAAUACAGUAUAUUUUCUUUUCCAGAACUAUUUUUUCCAGCAAGCCACAAAAAGGCAGUUUGACUAUCAGAAAGCACUUUUUGGUUUUAUUUUUUUCCAAGUAUUAGUUCAUAUACUUUAAGCUUUGUCUGGACAUAAAAAUGACAGUAAUCUAAAGGACUACUUUAAUUAUCUUAGUUUAUUCUUAUUUAUGUGCUUUAAUUUAGAGAAAAAAAUUAUUGCGCUUAAGACAAUGUCUUAAUUUAUUUUCUUAUUUUUGAAAUACAAAGAUGAAAAACUUUAUACUUUAGAGAUGAUGGAAAAGGUGCAAUACAAUGUUUUUUGUUUUGUUUUGUAAAGAAGCAGUUUGUACUUUUCAAAACUUUUUUUAAUGUCUAGAAAAAAAGAAAAUAAUUCUCUUUGUACAAUUGGUUUUAAUAACAUUGAAGUAGCUUAUUUUACAGACUAAAUAAAUGAAUAUGAUGCUAA